Messenger RNA from Prorocentrum cordatum, 1664 nucleotides. Lineage: Eukaryota; Dinophyceae; Prorocentrales; Prorocentraceae. The record is from the annotation of a GenBank genome assembly.
AGCCCUGUGGUUCGAGUGCCCCGGAGUCGCGCGCGCCGCUUGAAGGCUCACCAUUCCCUGUACUGUCGUGCUCCCUGAGGCCUCAGAUGUCUUUGCACCUGAGCGAAGGCUUCCAGCAUCAGCAGGGCGUCCAGGACGACGCCUCUGCGCGUUGUGCGGUUUGUUGCGACACCCAGCAGGGGCACAAGACUUGCGAGGAUCUGGCCAGCGGCACCUCCGACGAGGCCAAGGUCGAGGACAAGCUCGUGGACGCCUCCAGAAGGUCUCCGUUGCCAAACUCUGAUGGUAUUGCCGCGGCCGUCUGGACUGGGGGGCUGGCAUACGUUCGGGCCGCAUUGCCCAGCGGCCAGACGACUCUUUGGACGACACGGAGGCGCGGGACAUUUCCGAUACGUGGAACAAGCGCCAUCAGUUCAAGGUGGGGCUGCACCGUCUGUUAUCCGACGUGUUGUUGACCCAGCGGUGCAGGCAGCUCAACGCCAAGUCUCGCCGUAUCAGCCUGCUGCCCCCAGAGCAGGUGCGUGCGGCCAACUCGCUCGAACGCAAGGGCCGCUUGUCGUUUGCUCUUGAGCCUGGCCAGGUGCCCGUGGCGGAGAUCGCGGAGGUGGGGUCACCCAGCAACAUUAAUUUUGACCCUGCCCUCGGCCGAGAGGGGCAAAUACAAAGAGCUCGAAGUGACCAGAUAAGACUCCGUUCAGUGCCUCGUGGCAAGUGGCGGGUUCUUACAUGAUUGUUCAGUACCGCAGAGAACCCGAGUGGGCCUUAGGACACUCCACUCAUUGCCCCGCGGCAUUGUGGCGGAUGUUGAAGCUUGGAUAUGGAUGGUGGACUGAAGAUAAGCUGGCCCAUGUACGGUAUAACGCUCCCAACGCUUGCCUCCCGUGCCAAAUUUCUAGGGACACCAUAGAUAAUAUAUUUUAUUGCUGCCAGCACCCAGAGGCAGUUGCCCUCAGGUCAGAGUUUUUGACGCCAGACGUUGUGCAGGCCGCGCUGGAGGCGCCAGAGCAGAGCCUGCUGUUCUGUUGCGGAGAGUUCGAGCACCCUGGAGAGCAGCACGACGAUGUACCACUGCCAUUGGAAGUGCCUAUCGUGCAAUUCAAGCGUCACGAUGGUCAGCCAGAGAGGGUCCACGACUUCUGGGGGCUCCCGGGGACUGAUGGGUCAUGCACCAGACUAGACAUCGCUGAAUUAAGCAGGGCUCCGUUCUCGGUGGGCUAGCUUCCCUCAGACUCAGGAUGGGGAUCACAUGAAUUUCGUAGUGCUUAAAGAGGCCUUCACUAAGCCUGCUUGCUCUUGGGUGGCCUGCAAGGCGGCCUUCGUUUAGCAUGCGAAGCCUCUGCCGCAGCGUUUCAGUGCCAAGCUUAAGUCUUCAGGCCUACACAAGUUUGCACUUGCGCCGAAUGGUAGGCAGUUGAUCCAAGAAUUUCUCGAUAUCAAGAGCCACCAGGACGUAGAGAGUCCAACUGGACAGGCCAAGUUUGCUGCUGAAAUCAUCUAGACUGCCGAUGCGGCCGCCAAAGAAGCGUAGCCACGCGUGUCUCUUGCCAUCCCGCAUUUAAUAUUUCAGCGUUGCAGCAGCUCGAACACACGAUUGCCACGGCCAAAGCGGUGGUCAACUCUGCCCCAAGAGUGCUGGCCCUGUGCCAGAUAAAUAAUCACAAGAG